Messenger RNA from Eurypyga helias (sunbittern), 1133 nucleotides. RefSeq names its product cytochrome P450 26B1. The annotation marks the transcript as partial. Gene Ontology annotation, molecular function: iron ion binding; monooxygenase activity; oxidoreductase activity, acting on paired donors, with incorporation or reduction of molecular oxygen. Lineage: Eukaryota; Metazoa; Chordata; Aves; Eurypygiformes; Eurypygidae. The record is from RefSeq and is a predicted model, not a curated record. The transcript is spliced from 4 exons. Gene Ontology annotation, biological process: sterol metabolic process.
AAAUCUCUCCUUGCUCUCUUUUGCAGGUUUUCUCCAAAAUUUUCAGCCAUGAGGCACUGGAGAGCUAUCUGCCCAAGAUCCAGCUGGUCAUCAAAGACACCCUUCGGGCCUGGAGCAGCAACCCCGAGUCCAUCAACGUCUACCACGAGACCCAGAAGCUCACCUUCCGCAUGGCCAUUCGUGUCCUGCUGGGCUUCCGCAUCCCUGAUGAGGAACUCAGCCGCCUCUUUGAGGUCUACCAGCAGUUCGUGGAGAAUGUCUUCUCCUUGCCCGUGGAUCUGCCCUUCAGCGGCUACAGGAGGGGCAUCCGGGCACGUGAGACACUGCAGAAGGGGCUGGAGAAAGCCAUCCAGGAGAAACUGCAGAACACGCAGGGUAAGGACUACGCCGAUGCGCUGGACAUCCUGAUAGAGAGCGGCAAAGAGCAUGGCAAGGAGCUAACCAUGCAGGAGCUGAAGGAUGGCACCCUGGAGCUCAUCUUCGCCGCCUACGCCACCACCGCCAGCGCCAGCACCUCUCUGAUCAUGCAGCUGCUCAAACACCCCCGAGUCCUAGAGAAGCUGCGGGAAGAGCUGCGCAGCAAGGGCAUCCUCCACAACGGCUGCAUCUGUGAGGGGUCCCUCCGGCUCGAUAACAUCAACAGCCUCCACUACCUGGACUGCGUCAUCAAGGAGGUUCUUCGGCUCUUCACCCCCAUCUCCGGGGGGUACCGGACGGUGCUGCAAACCUUUGAGCUGGAUGGUUUCCAAAUCCCCAAAGGCUGGAGCGUGAUGUACAGCAUCCGGGACACCCAUGACACUGCCCCUGUCUUCAAGGAUGUGGACAUCUUUGACCCUGAGCGCUUCGGGCAGGGUCGAAGUGAAGACAAGGAUGGCAGGUUCCACUACCUCCCCUUCGGAGGAGGCGUACGGACCUGUCUGGGCAAGCACCUGGCCAAACUCUUCCUCAAGGCGCUGGCCAUCGAGUUGGCCAGCCCCAGUCGCUUCGAGCUCGCCACCAGGACUUUCCCCAAAAUCACCCUGGUGCCCGUGGUCCACCCGGUCGACGGACUCAAGGUCAAAUUUUUUGGACUGGAUUCCAACCAGAAUGAGAUCCUGACGGGGACAGAUGCCAUGCUGGGGGCGACUGUGUAA